AUGGCUGCUCAAAGGACUCCUGAUAUCACUCUUUACACUGCGCAGACCCCGAACGGUAUCAAAAUCUCCAUUGCGCUUGAAGAACUAGGCCUACCAUACAAAGUCAAAAAGCUCGAGUUCAGCAAGAACGAGCAGAAAGAGCCAUGGUUCCUCGAAAUCAMCCCCAAUGGCCGUAUUCCAGCCAUAACUGAUAAAUUUACCGACGGCAAGACCAUCAAUAUCUUCGAAUCCGGCAGUAUCUUGCAGUACCUGGCCGACAACUAUGAUUCGGAGCACAAGAUUUCGUAUCCUCGGGGGACUCGAGAGUAUUAUGAGCAGACAAAUUGGCUAUACUUUCAAAAUGCUGGAGUCGGUCCAAUGCAAGGCCAAGCAAACCACUUCACCCGCUAUGCACCGGAACACAUUGAAUACGGCAUCAACCGCUACMAAAACGAGMCCCGCCGCUUGUACGGUGUCCUAGACAAGCACCUCUCCACCUCAAAGUCCGGUUUCCUUGUUGGUGACCAUAUCUCGAUCGCUGACAUCUCGCAUUGGGGAUGGAUUGCUUCCGCGGGCUGGGCCGGUGUCGAUAUUGAAGACUUCCCUCAUCUCAAGGCUUGGGAGGAGAAGCUAGCUGCUCGAGAGGGUGUAGAGAAGGGUAGACAUGUUCCAGACAGACACACUAUUAAGGAAGUGCUCAAGGACAAGGAUCAAAUUGCAAAGCAUAGCGCUUCGACGUUACAGUGGGUGCAGAAGGGAAUGGCAGAUGAUGCCAAGAAGUGA
Talaromyces amestolkiae is the source of this 762-nucleotide messenger RNA. RefSeq lists its product as uncharacterized. The coding region runs from base 1 to 762 and encodes 253 amino acids. The transcript has 3 exons. NCBI's taxonomy places the organism in Eukaryota, Fungi, Ascomycota, Eurotiomycetes, Eurotiales, Trichocomaceae. The record is from RefSeq and is a predicted model, not a curated record.